Molecule: messenger RNA, 2146 nt
Organism: Penaeus indicus
Lineage: Eukaryota; Metazoa; Arthropoda; Malacostraca; Decapoda; Penaeidae
Exons: 5
Coding region: 19-1137 (372 amino acids)
Source: RefSeq, a predicted model, not a curated record
GCACCUCCAUUCACACGAAUGUCUGGCUCCGACCACGACUGGGGGGGCGCCGCGGCCUCCGCCCCUGCCGACCCCUCCUCCCCCCAAGCCUCCUCCCCUCCCCCUCCGAGCCUCGUUCUCGAGGACGACGGCGGACAGAUGCUGGAGGGGGACCUCGGCGACGCCCCGACCUGCGCCCGGUUCCUCGACCGCCUCACCAAGGAGCAAUACUACAGCAGCAGCAGGUUCGCCAUCGGCUACUCGGAGCUGCAGGCGCGCUGGAGCGGGGAGGCCUGCGACGGGGCAGAGGGGGGGGAGUGCCCCUCCCCCUGGGACUCCUCCUCCAGCUCCCCCUCCCUGGCGGCCAGGAAGCAGUCCCUCGCGCUCGCCCUCGAGGACGCGGCGCAGGACAACCUUCUCGCUCCGGGCGCCCGUCGGUUCUCCCGCCGCUGGUCCUCGUCCGUCGGGGCCUCCCCCCUCGGCACGCCCUCGCCCCUGCUCUCCGCGCCCCCCUCCCCCGUGCCCUCGCCCUCCGAGCGCCCCUCCGCCUCCUCCCCCGACUGCGUCUCCAGCUCCGGAUGCUGCACGGGGAGCAACGACAGCCUCGGAAGCGGGGCCAGCGUGUCCUCCGGCGCGUCCUCGGCCCGCAGGCGCCGCAGCGGCCUCCUGGACACCCUCAGGCGGCUCUUCGGGGGCAAGAGGGCGGCCGGGACCACGAACCUGCCGCGGUCGGCGUCGGAGAAACAGAUUUCCGUCCUGGAAGCUGAACUGGAGACCUACAGACAGCUGAGCGAAGCCAAGCGCCAGGCGGCCGACCUCCUCAAGCACCAGCUGAUGGAGGUUCUAUACGAGAAAGUCGUGACGGAAGUCGAGGAGAAGCACAGGAGGAGACACUUGGAGGAGGAGAUCAUGAGACUCGAGUUCCAACUCCAUCUCUUGAGGGCCACCACUGAGGACAACAUCAGGUCCCUCUCCACGCAGCUGCAGAGUCUACUUUCAGAGAGAGCGGCCCUAAAACGACAGCUGUCAGUCCACCACCUGCAAACCGAGCCCGAAUCUCCUCUUGACCCAGGCCCCUCUAACUUCCCCGAGCCCAGCCAGUCUCUCACGCAGGAUAACAUCGAGCUGAGUUCCAUCUCCCGCACCCCUUCCCAGUAAACCAGAGAAUGACUCAGCAGUAUAUUCAACAGAGGCCCUUCCCGCCGAAUAUAUUUAUAAAGAAAGGCCGGAACACACGAAAAAGACGUUGGUGAAGGUUACUGAUCAAUAGUUAAAACAGAUAAACGUGUUAGACAUCAAGGUCAUAUAGCAAUAAGGUAAAGCAUAAUAGCGAAAAGGGUUAGGAAGAAAUUAACGAUUAGGGUAAAGUUUGAGGUUAAACAGUACUAGAGAGCAAUAUUAAAAAGGCUAGAGAGGUGGGGGUGGGGGUGUCUGUUUGUCUAUUUGUUAGUCAUUAUCAUCCCUGUAAAAUUUGAGUAAUUUUUUCUUCUAUACAGGAUGGGAAAGCGUAACAUCUAUAAUGGCUAUUGUGUUUUCUUAUUCAGAAUUCGGAAUACAAUGAUGUCCAUAUAACAUUUUUUAAAGUUAUUUUCAAAUUCAUAUAGAAACAACUGCUUUGUAAUUUUAGACAUGUGAUUCAAUCCCAUUUAUACAUUUUAUUCGUUCUCAUACCUCUGGAAAUAACUUCCAUUGUUGCAUUUCUAGAAGUUGAAACAUAACAUCCCAGACUGCAAAAAAAAAAAAAAAUCAUGUACCGGGAAAAUCCCCCAAAAAAAUCUAAUAGCGAUCAACGUAAUAUUUUUACUUUAUUUCCUCUAUACCACCCAUAAAAGAUCCAAAAUAAAAAAAUAAAUAAAAUAACUAAAAUCAUGUCUCAGUAAAUUUACACGCUUAUUAUCACCACUAAGAACUUUAACGAAAAUUUACGGAAUUUACGAAACUAUUCAUGGGCGGAAUCAUCCACGUGCAUGACAGUUUUUUUUCCAGUCUGGAUGACACCAGCGUGACUUUCCCCUCUCCAAAACGGCAUUCCAUACUUAUCUUAGAAUAACACACCUUUUGUAGCUGGCACUACACUUUUUGGCAUUCUAAAUUUGUUUGAAGUUCUAUCUACCAUAUCUGUAGCAGGUUCUACACUGUUGAUGUGUUAGUAAACAAUCUGCCAAGC